ACACUGCGCUUCAAACCAACCGGUGGCUUUCAAAUACCUGAAUGUACACUUAUAAUCAUCGGGUUACACAGAAUAAUUAUUGGUGAAUAAAGGAAGUUCCCAAGUUUCAAAAUGGCGUAGAUAUUUUUAUGAGACGAAAUAAAUUUGAAAAUGAAAAUUAAGGCGAUUAUUGCUGGACUUUUAGUCGUCCUUUAUUUUGCGGACAAUUGCGAUGGCCUCAUGUGUUAUUUCUGUGAGGAUACGAGUAACGAAAGUGGGAAGAACCAGUGCCAGGCCUGGAUGCGGACCUUGAAGUUCUACAGGAAGAAAUACAAUUCGGAAGGCCAAUUCAAAUCUGAAAAGUACGUGAAGAACUGUACCGGGUACGCGGAUAAGCCGGAGGAGGAGAUAUACUGUGGCAUCUUCGAAACAAAAUCAAGGGGUACGACUCGGAGCUUUAUACGUGACUGCAGUGAUGGCAAAAACUUCUUCGACGAUUCGCUCAAUGUUCAAUUUGAGAACCGAAUCUUAGGCGACAACCAGACUACGUGUGUGUAUAAAGGAACAAGCGAUAUUGUGUGUAUAACUCUGUGUACUGGGAAAGGCAACGACUUUUGUAACGGUCCUCUUUUAUCCUCCGCAUCACAGGAAGGGCUGACCAAAAUGUUUCUUCUGUGGAUUUCAAUGUUGUCUGUGUGUGCCUCGUUAUUUAAGUGACUUUAGUGAUAUUUUCCUGUUGUUCUUAAAUAUUUAUAUACAUGUGGAUGUGUAAUGAAAACGUAAUUGUGAUACAAAUAUCUGAAGUGUGUAAUAUAAAACAAAUAUCUGAA
This is a messenger RNA of Mya arenaria, 809 nucleotides long. RefSeq lists its product as uncharacterized. Lineage: Eukaryota; Metazoa; Mollusca; Bivalvia; Myida; Myidae. The transcript is spliced from 4 exons. The record is from RefSeq and is a predicted model, not a curated record. Bases 151 to 696 code for a protein of 181 amino acids.